This is a messenger RNA of Prunus mume (Japanese apricot), 765 nucleotides long. Its product is annotated as putative Rho GTPase-activating protein At5g61530. The record is from RefSeq and is a predicted model, not a curated record. Lineage: Eukaryota; Viridiplantae; Streptophyta; Magnoliopsida; Rosales; Rosaceae.
UUAAAAAAAAAAGGGAUUUUUAUUUUUCAAUUUCAAUUUUCACGUUUCAGCUUGUUUUGCGUUUCGCUUCCAGCUUCCUUGAUCAGCAAUUCCAAAAGAGGCUAAUUUAAUUCUGGUUAGUUCAACUGCUUCAAUGCCUUCUGCAACGUCACCCCGGUGGCAAGAGAAGGCUAGUGGUUUCUUUUCUACCUCAGGGGUGAAGCUUAAAGAGGCUGGACAAUCUGCUGGAACAUUUGUUGAAGAGGUCACUAAAGAUGCAAAAGUUCACGUAACUGAUAUGGCAGAACGUGUAGGGUCAAUGUUCAAAAGUCGGCGGGCACUUCUUCAGCAACCAUCGACAAGACAUGCUGUGCAGGAACGCCUUAUAACUGCUGCUGCUACGACCGGGACAUUGUUUAGGAAGGGCUUAUCAGAGACAAAAGACAAGGUUUCUGUUGGGAAGAUAAAAGUUGAAGGGGGUGUUGCAAGCACUGAUGUUUUUGGAGUUCCAAUUAAAGUUACUGUGCAACGGCAACAAUCUAGCAGGGCCAUUCCUCAUAUUUUCAGAUUCAAAUGCAUCAUUACCAGAGGGAAUAAAUCCAAUUGACGUAGCACCCUUCCCGAGCCACUAACCACAUUUGAGCUUUAUAAUGAGAUCAAAGGCGCUCGUUCCAGCAUACAUGCGAUGAGAAACAUGCUGAGGAGGCUUCCAACUGUAAACUACACGACCCUAGAAUUUAUUACUGCACUACUGCUCCGCGUUAGCCAGAAGUCGGUUCUUAACAA